Daphnia pulex (common water flea) is the source of this 2502-nucleotide messenger RNA. It is a transcript of the gene pkaap, whose product is annotated as A-kinase anchor protein 10, mitochondrial-like. Gene Ontology annotation, cellular component: plasma membrane. The record is from RefSeq and is a predicted model, not a curated record. The transcript is spliced from 10 exons. Gene Ontology annotation, biological process: intracellular protein localization. The coding region runs from base 366 to 2192 and encodes 608 amino acids. NCBI's taxonomy places the organism in Eukaryota, Metazoa, Arthropoda, Branchiopoda, Diplostraca, Daphniidae.
GCAGACGGAAAUCGUUCAACGGAUGAACGGAAUAUUGGAGUUAGUCUUGUUUUCCUCUCUUGAAGUCUUGAACUCAUCGACCUUGUAAAUUGGCCGUUCUCGUUUGUGCCGUUGUUACUAUGAUUUCCAAACGUUUAGUGUAUUGAAAUAUUCGUUCCUUAAAAAAAAAAGAAUCUCAUUUUCAGCAAAAUAAGUUUAAGUGGCAAAAACUGGCAAUCCCUUUUUUAAAACCGGAAAAACCCAAAGUGACUUACUGUGUGUGAAACAGUUUUUAGAAGAUGGAAAAUGAAAUAACACUAUCCUCACUUCAGUGUGUUUAGUACACAGUAAUCACUGAGUUUUCUUAAGCUGUCGAAACAAUUAAAAUGGCAUUUUGGAAGCGCUUAGGGAAAAGAUCCAGUGUCCCAUCUAACAAUACCAGGGGAAUUUCGAACAAAAACUACUUGCCUCAAAAUAACAAUGAUUCAGCAUCAUCUUCAAUGUCAUUGUCUACCAGUGGAGACCUUGGAGAAAGCUUGUAUAAUAAUCUUCAACGGUUCCCAAGCGAAGAAGGUGUGGUCAACGUCAAUAAUACGUCUAAAGUUCCAGACAAAUUCAGCGGUGAUUUUGGAGACUUGGGAGAUUUGAAUCUUCCCGAAACCAUUCGUUCUUGGUCGCGAAGGUCUCGCCUCUCAAAAAAUCUACAAGAAGUCUUGAUGGAUCUAACAGCACUAUCUUACUUCCAACAGUAUCUCGAGAGCAAACAAGUUAGCAGUUACUUAAUGCUGUUAAACGAUUUAAAAAAUUACCAUUUAUUGGCGACGUCCUUAUCCACAAGCGGUUGCGCAUCUAAUAGCAACGCCAACAGUCCUAUCGUAAAUGGGGACGGCUUACUUGCAAAAUGGAGCCCUUCAAAAAAUAACGAUACUAAAGUGCUUCGACUGCUGAAUUCAACUUCUAGUAGUUCAGGCUUUAGUGACGACACCAGUCUUGACUCCCCUGGCCAUUCUGUGUCCACGGGCUCCACCCGUUCAACAAAGCCUUUAGAAACAGACACGAUGGCUCACAGUCUGCUCAGUGAAAGACGUAGAAUCAUCCAAAAAUAUUUCGAAUCUGAUUCAAGUGACUACCUUCCUACCGUUUCGUGUUUUCUACGAGAUGUCGAUCCUUGCUCUUUGGAAAUAACAGAGCUUGAUGCCGAUGUCUUUCAAGACGUCCAAAUCGGAGUUUGCAAUUUGCUUGAGAAUGAUUACUUUAUAGAGUUUCUUCAUUCGGAAUUUUAUUAUCGCUAUCAGCUAGAAAUAAUCACUGGCGGGAAACUGUCGAUCACAGAUAUAAUUUAUAAUGAUGCUUGUCUAUUUUACUUUAUGGAGUAUAUGGACCAAGAAGGCAAGCGCCACUGGCUAGAAUUUUUGUUAGCGGCAGAUAAUUAUCGAUCUCAGUGGAACUCACCCAAUGCUUCAUCGGAUGCCUUGAUUAUAUACAACAAGUAUUUUUCCCUACAAGCCACACAGCCGUUGGGGCUAUUAGAUGCAAUACGAUCCAAUAUAGAAGAAAAUAUAUGUAUGACCAAAAAUGGUCCUGGUCCAGAUUGCUUUGAAAACGCACUUCACGUGUUGUUAUCAACAAUGGAGAAGAAAUAUCUUCAACCAUUUAUGUCUUCCCCUGUCUUUUGUCAAUAUCUAAAUGACAUUGUAAGUGCCCUAAAAAACACCUCCAAUCUUUUAUCGCGGUGCAAACGUUCAGGUUCUACAAGUACGAUCAACAGUGAAGUAAGUGGAAUAAGUUGUAGUACAACCUCAGCAACUGUCUCAAGCUACCUAGCAGCGGGAGGUUCUUCUGCUUCGGCUAUCGGAGUUAUUUCGUCUACCGUUGUGAAUAAUGCGGAAAAUUCAAUGAUACGUUUGGGAAACAGUAUUAGUAACGAAAGCCUAAUGAUUGAUAUUCGGCAACUAAAUGACCCCGACGCGCUGUGGCAGAGAAAGAAAAUAACGCUUAGCCUUGGACGUCUUACGCCAUUCGGAAGAUUCUACAGCGAAAUAGAGUUUCCUGUUGAAAAGAAAACCGAGUCCAAAAUAACUAAAGCUGUAAGAAAAUUUGUUUUUGUGGAAGAGGAUCAGGAAAAAGAAGACAUGGCCUGGCAAAUGGCCGAAAUUAUUAUUAAAGAUGUGUUAGCAAUAACUUCAGGGAAAAGACCGCCUCAAGCGCUUUAGUGUCCCUCCACAUUGUCCUUGCUGUCUAUUCUACAUAAACAAAUGAAAAAAAAAAAAAAACAAUAUUGACAAAACGAAUUGGGGACAAACCCACUUAACCGCAUUAUAUUCCAAAUCUCCAAUAUGUUAUACGCCUGACUUCUGAAUUCGUUACUUACAUGACGUUUGCUGUAAUUAUGUAUGUUAACUAUAUCUAUCCAUAUCGGUCGUGGUUUCAUGCGACUAGUCUUUCAUACUUGUUAAAUGAGAAAGCAGGAGAAAGUGCUGCCGUUUGAAAAAGGUAUAAAAAAAUAAAAUAAAUUUAAACAUC